AUGUAUACUCCUCCCAGCUCUAUCAUCGUCUUCACACUUAUCCUCAUCGCCACCGGGGCCCACCCGGAGCAACCCGAACCCGAACCCGAAACUCCCGUUACCCGCUUCCAGACCUACCUCCGGAUCAAAACGGCUCACCCGAACCCGGACUACGCCUCCGCCGUGUCCUUCCUCAAAUCCCAGGCCGAAUCCAUCGGCCUUAAAACCCGGACCCUCCACUACGCCCCGAACAAGCCCCUCCUCCUCCUCACCUGGCCCGGAUCCGACCCGACCCUCCCUUCUCUCCUCCUCAACUCCCACCUCGACUCCGUCCCCGCCGAGCCCUCCAAGUGGGCCCACCCGCCCUUCUCGGCCCACCGCACCCCCGACGGCCUCAUCUUCGCCCGCGGCGCCCAGGACGACAAGUGCAUCGCCGUCCAGUACCUCGAGGCCAUCCGCAACCUCAAGGGUUCCAACUUCAACCCCAUCCGCACCGUCCACGUGUCCUACGUCCCCGACGAGGAGAUCGGCGGCGUGGACGGCGCCGCGAAGUUCGCGGUUUCUGACGAGUUUAAAGAGCUGAAGGUGGGGUUUGUUUUGGACGAGGGUCAGGCCAACCCCGGCGAUGAGUUUCGCGUGUUUUAUGCUGAUCGGACGCCGUGGAAUUUGAUCGUCAAGGCGGAGGGGAUGCCGGGACAUGGUUCUAGAAUGUUCGAUAAUAGCGCCAUGGAGAAUCUGAUGGAGAGCGUCGAGGUUAUGACCAGGUUUAGGGAGGCUCAGUUCGAUGAGGUCAAGGCCGGGAAUGCUGCUCAUUCCGAGGUCAUUUCCGUCAAUCCGGUUUAUUUGAAAGCCGGGAUAGUUUCUGGUGAUGGAUAUGCGAUGAAUAUGCAGCCUUCUGAGGCUGAAGCAGGGUUUAAUAUAAGAAUUCCGCCUACUGUAGACCCGGAGCUUGUUAGGAAGAGAAUUGCCGAAGAAUGGGCUCCGCAAGCUAGGAACUUGACUUACCAGCUUAUUGAGAAAGGGCCCUCCAGAGACUACAUGGGUCGCCCUUUAAUGACCCCAACCGAUGAUUCCAAUCCAUGGUGGUCUGUUUUCAAGCAAGCUGUUGCAGCAGCUGGAGGGAAGCUUGCAAAGCCUGAAAUCUUGGCUUCUACCACCGACGCACGGUUCAUGAGACAGCAAGGCAUUCCUACUCUUGGUUUCUCCCCAAUGACAAAUACUCCAAUCUUACUGCAUGACCAUAAUGAGUUCUUAAAGGAUACCAUAUUCUUGAAAGGCAUCAAAGUAUAUGAAUCUGUAAUCAGUGCUUUGAGUUCCUUUGAGGGGUGAUCACAUUGGAUGCCAUCAGUAUUAAGUUUGGGGAACUCAUUAUUUGCUGCAAUUCACAUGGCGGCAGUGAUUCACCAUUACACUGGCCUUGUUGCACUAAAGCUACUCAGACAGAUUCCAAGGAGGUGAAAGUUUGUUAAUAUGUUUCUAUAGUUUCACAAAUUUACAUACAUUGUCCCCAUUAAGCUUUGUACAUACAUAAUGAAGAAUCCACAUUGAGGAGUAGUUGCAAUGGGCCUUUUGUUGUUGGUAUUGUCUGUCUUACUCUAGUGACAUUACUGUACCUUCCUUGUAAUGAUCACGCAUAUGAUUAAAUUUGAGGUAUCAGAAAUGAAUAGAUAUAGAGACAGGAUAUAAUUUGUAGUCAUGUACUAGUUUCAAAUUCAAUGCAAAUACACGAGGGUAAUUUGAUUGGAUCAUC
This is a messenger RNA of Fragaria vesca subsp. vesca, 1729 nucleotides long. Its product is annotated as aminoacylase-1-like. Lineage: Eukaryota; Viridiplantae; Streptophyta; Magnoliopsida; Rosales; Rosaceae. Gene Ontology annotation, cellular component: cytoplasm. The transcript has 4 exons. Gene Ontology annotation, biological process: amino acid metabolic process. The coding region runs from base 1 to 1308 and encodes 435 amino acids. The record is from RefSeq and is a predicted model, not a curated record. Gene Ontology annotation, molecular function: aminoacylase activity.